Messenger RNA from Hibiscus syriacus, 1093 nucleotides. RefSeq names its product calcium uniporter protein 1, mitochondrial-like. The transcript is spliced from 2 exons. Gene Ontology annotation, biological process: mitochondrial calcium ion homeostasis; calcium import into the mitochondrion. NCBI's taxonomy places the organism in Eukaryota, Viridiplantae, Streptophyta, Magnoliopsida, Malvales, Malvaceae. Gene Ontology annotation, molecular function: calcium channel activity; uniporter activity. The record is from RefSeq and is a predicted model, not a curated record. Gene Ontology annotation, cellular component: mitochondrial inner membrane; uniplex complex. Bases 77 to 1048 code for a protein of 323 amino acids.
AUUGUGCCAACACCAGAAGGGCAAUGCUUUCAAAUCUUCUCCACUACGAAAAAUAAGAAAAAAAUUAAAUAUAGCAAUGAUGUUGAAAAAAACCUUGGUGGAGAAGCUUUUCAAUAUUUCAAAAAUGUCUUCGCAAUCUCUUACUAGAUACCGGACUUCUUCGACAAUGGUUCAAAAUCGGCUUUCCAUGGCGCCGGAUCAAGGAGACGCUGACGACAAUGGAGUGUCCUUGCAGUUUCUUCAUGGAAGAGGUAUGCUUUCGCCGGCGAUGAGGAAGCUAGGGACGGGGGGAAAUUUAAUGGGGAGGUUAAGGGGGGUUGAUUUGUACAAGAAUCGGGUCCGGUUGGAUGGGUUAAGCCAGCACUUGGCGGCGCAGGAGGUGGCGGCACUGUCGGAUCAGGAAGCGAAAAAGCUGUUAAAGGUAGCGCAGUUGGAGGUGUUGAAAACGGGGCUGAGAGAAACCGGGAAAAACUGGGUUCCUUAUUCGGACUUUAUUCGGAUGUGCGGUCAAAGCUGUUCGGAUCCCGAACAGGGAUCGGAGUUCGCCAAAUUACUCGACGAGUCGGGGACUGUCAUCGUGUUGGGAGACGUUGUCGUUUUGCGACCCGAACAGGUAACCAAAGCCAUUGGUGGGCUGAUUCCUAUACGGAAUCCGAACCCGGGUGACCCGAGAAUGAAUCAAUUGGCGGAAUUGGAGAGGCAGAAGGCUAAAAUAGAUUCAAAAGCCGAAUCAUUGGUCCGAUGGGAGCUGAGGCUGGGUCUAGCCUAUUUGGUGGUUCAGACCGCCUGGUUCAUGAGGCUAACAUUUUGGGAUCUGUCAUGGGAUGUGAUGGAACCCAUUUGUUUCUACGUCACCACCCUGUAUUUCAUGGCUGCCCACACAUUCUUCCUCAAGACAUCCAGAGAACCGUCUUUCGAAGGGUUCUACCAAACCCGGUUCACCGCAAAGCAAAAACGGCUCAUCAAAGCCCACAAAUUCGAUAUCGACGAGUAUGAUAAGCUGAAGGCUAUCUUGAACCCAUAUUCGGAGAAGACCAAGGUUGGUUGAUGAUCGGAAAUAAUAGGAUUGCUGUUUUUAGGGUUUAGGAGGUGC